Prorocentrum cordatum is the source of this 2166-nucleotide messenger RNA. The record is from the annotation of a GenBank genome assembly. NCBI's taxonomy places the organism in Eukaryota, Dinophyceae, Prorocentrales, Prorocentraceae.
UUUUGGCUCAGGUAAUCCAUUUCCGAAGGCGGCUUACAGAGAGCCCAUUGCAUUCGUGCACACACGAUCCCUGUUUGAGCCUGCCCGAGGCCUUUCAGGGUCCUUGCGAGAAACAGGUGUAGACCCAAUCGCCCUAUUCAAAGCGAGGAUCCAGCCACAGCUUGGUGGAGGAAAGCCCCGAAUGCGCCCAAGAGGUCCAAUGAACAGACCGAGAGACCUCUAAGAGGCUCGCAGGAAGCCCUCCGUAAUUUACAAUGUAGGCUCAACUGCUCCGUAAUUACAACGUCCAGCGACAUUCGUAUUCAAAGUGUUUCAAAGCAGCGAUGAACUCAUUAAUCGUGGCUCUUUUACCGAUUGGUGUACUUGGAUCAUGCCCCUUCAUGGACAUUGGCACUCCUUCAAGUUUGACGGCAGAAGUCAUUUCUGACAGUGACUUCAAGACAGCCCUAGAAGGGCUAGACAUUGAGGCACUUGAGCAGGACCUCAGAGUCCUCAUGACAGACAGCCAGACUUGCUGGCCAGCCGAUGAUGGCCAUUACGGUGGUUUUAUGAUUCGCCUAGCGUGGCAUUGCGCUGGCACCUUUCGCACAUCUGAUCAGAAAGGGGGCUGCGGAGGUGCCAGAAUCCGCUUCCCACCAGAGUCAGAUUGGGAGGACAAUGGUAACCUUGAUAAGGCCCGUGCCCUUCUCGUUCCCAUCUAGUGCAAAAAUAUGGCGAUGCUCUCAGUUGGGGUGACCUCAUCAGUUUUGCUGGUACCGUUGCUAUCCGGGACAUGGGAGGCCCAACAAAUCCGCACUGUUUUGGACGAGUCGAUGAUGCAGAUGGUAACAAGAGUGACAUAUUUGGCGUCACAGAUAGCUGGCAAGAUACGGACUGCGUUGUGCAAGGAAAUUGCCAGGAGCCAAUGGGUGCGGUGAAGGUUGGCUUGAUCUAUGUGAACCCUGAGGGGCCUUUGAACGACCCGAACGAUCUGAACAGUGGGCAAAACCCAGAUCCAGAGAAGAGUGCCGUCGAGAUUCGGGAGGUGUUCGGCCGCAUGGGGAUGAACGAUUCUGAGACAGCUUCCCUGAUAGCAGGUGGUCAUGCUUUCGGCAAGUGUCAUGGUGCCGGCGUUAUGACGAGUGGCUUCGAGGGGCCGUGGACGACAACUCCUUCUCAAUGGACCAACCAAUUCUUGACUGGAAUGCUUGAUGAGGAGUGGGAGCAAGUCGCAACUCCAUCUGGGUCGGCGGUGCAGUGGCAGACGAAGGACAGGACCAGCAUCUUGGCUGGAACCAUGCGUCUGACAGCAGACUUGGCUCUUGUGAGCGAUGAUGCGUACCUGGCGUUAGCGAAACAUUGGGUGUGUGACCAGCAGAAACUUGACAUAGCGUUUGCCGCGUCUUGGAAGAAGCUCGUGGAGUCUGGCGGUGGAUGGUUGCCCGUGGAAGACAGGAGAUGUGAGCCUGAGUCCAAGGCGACGGGGCAGCAAACAGACCCCCAAAAGAAUUUCCAUUCGGUGUGCGCCACGACGACCACUGAUGAUUCACAAGAACCAACACUGCCACUAAAUUCUGUUUGUCGUUUUUGGCGGUUCUUUUCACCCCUUUCAGCCUUUGCGUGCACUCCUGGCUUGCGUAGAUUUUCGCGCUUGUAUAGUGUACGGGCUCCGAUAGAGCAAACGCGCAUGCCGCGUCGUCCCACCUUGCAGUCAGUUGCAUCCUGUACAGGGUGGUUUGUCCGAGCCCUCCCACCAGGAAACACAUUUUUCCCGGAAAGGGGCGCCAGCCCAGGGUUUUAUUUUAGUUGGUAAACCUGUCCCCGGUGCCUCAUCUGAGGGGCGCCGGCGGAUUCUUUCCUUGAUAAAUAUCGAGGUCGAGGUGGGCCGACGGAUUAAAAUUUCCCGCCCGUACGAUGUCUGGAUAAGCCUGUCAUGUGUUGUACUGAUGCUGUCGAUUUGUUUUGACGUCAGAACCAACCUGGAUUUGAGCUCACUGUCCGGCGUGACGGUAAUGUUCAUCCGGGUGUCUACUCUGUGCAUGCUUGGCAUAACUUUGCCACCACGGCCGCUUAGGUUGAAAAGGCGUCCGUUAAUUUGAGCUAGGUCCUGGUGAUGUUUGCAGCCUCAAGGGCCGAGGGGGGGUGUAAGAGAUUACACCCCCCAGUCACACAGGAUGGUCCCCGCCG